Pipistrellus kuhlii (Kuhl's pipistrelle) is the source of this 2249-nucleotide messenger RNA. RefSeq names its product xyloside xylosyltransferase 1 (gene XXYLT1). The transcript has 3 exons. Lineage: Eukaryota; Metazoa; Chordata; Mammalia; Chiroptera; Vespertilionidae. Gene Ontology annotation, molecular function: UDP-xylosyltransferase activity. The record is from RefSeq and is a predicted model, not a curated record. Bases 107 to 1081 code for a protein of 324 amino acids.
CCCCGCCCCCGCCAUGGCCGCCGCCCGCCGGCGGUGCCGCUAGUGGCCGCCGGGCUACGGGUUUCGGCGGCUCCUCUCCGGCUGCUGGGCGCCCGGUCCCGGCCGCAUGGGCCUCCUCCGAGGCGGGGCUCCGUGCGCGCGGGCCAUGGCGCGCCUGGGCGCCGUGCGCUCCCAUCACUGCGCGCUGCUGCUGGCCGCGGCGCUCGCCGUCUGCGCCUUCUACUACCUUGGCUCCGGCCGCGAGACCUUCUCCAGCGCCACCAAGAGGCUGAAGGAGGCCCGCGCCGGGGCCCCCGCGGCGGCGCCCUCCCCGCCGGGGCCGGUGCCGGAGCAGGCGCGGGGGUCCGCGGCGCCCGCCCUGGGGGCCAAGGCCAAGAGCCUGGACGGCGGCGGCGGGGCCGGGCCGGUGGACUACCACCUGCUGAUGAUGUUCACCAAGGCGGAGCACAACGCCGCGCUGCAGGCCAAGGCCCGCGUCGCGCUGCGCUCCCUGCUGCGCCUGGCCAAGUUCGAGGCUCACGAGGUGCUGAACCUGCACUUCGUGAGCGAGGAGGCCAGCCGCGAGGUGGCCAAGGCCCUGCUGCGGGAGCUGCUGCCGCCCGCCGCCGGCUUCAAGUGCAAGGUCGUCUUCCACGACGUCGCCGUGCUGACGGACAAGCUCUUCCCCAUCGUGGAGGCCAUGCAGAAGCACUUCAGCGCUGGCUCCGGGACCUACUACAGCGACUCCAUCUUCUUCCUCUCGGUCGCCAUGCAUCAGAUCAUGCCCAAAGCCCUAAGUCCCUUCCAAGCAGCGCCACCCAGACCAUGUCUGCAGAGAGGGCGCUGCACGCUGGCUCUGCUUUGGUCAGCGCUUGCUUUUCUUUCCGUCGCUUGUUGGAAGGGUCACGUGUGGCCGGCUGGUCCUGCGGCUCACACGUGCCCAUCCCUGUGUCCUUCACAGACACGCAGCCACUCUCGGCUCCUCACUCACACCCACAGGCUUUUAUCUCCUCCUGCCGCUGGUGUUAGUUUGUCACCGUUGGAAGCAUCUUACGCAAUGGAAAAGAAAACAUUUUUGCCCAACUGGAGCCGGAGCGAGUGAACAGCAGCUCCGCAGGGACUGCAGCUUCCCUCCCCUGUGUGCACGGCUCCGAGGAGCUGGCUCUGGAUUACUGACACGGCCAUCAAAACAGCCCUUAUCAAGACGGAGCCACGGUGCCUGGCAUACAAUUGUGACGGGUUUUCCCUGGGCAGGGAGGCAGGGAGGGCAGGGGGGGCAGGGGCCCGGACAGUCGGCAGUGUGUAAAGCUUACCAGAAGCCCCUGGAGACGCUCCUGUAGGCUCCCUUUUGCCCACAGACAUCCUCAGCCAGGCGUCUGGUGUCUGUGUAACAUGGUGCUGGCCAUUCUGGUAUCUCAGGGAUGCCUGCUGGGUUGCUGCUUCAUGGACUCAAGGUGGGGGGGUGUGUGGCAUGGUCUAGCAGUUAGGCAGGGUGUCAUGAAGGUCCCAAGAGAAGCCACACAAUGCUGAGGGUUUCAGAAGAGGAUGAGUUACAGGCAUUUGGCAAGAAGGAGGAGGGCUUUGUGGAGGAGGUGACACUGGAGCUUUGGAGGGUGGGUAAAGUUGCGUUGUGUGCAGUUGGGCAGUUGGGAAGUGUGUGUCUGUUUGGGAAAUAGCAGACGGAGGAGGGCACAUGCUGGGAAGCAGUGGGAGAGAAGAUGGUCAGGGAGGUUAGCAUGUACUGUGCAAGCCUGGAUGCCAGGCUGAGGGCCACCGGCAGACCCAGGAGACAAGGCAUUUUGGGCAGGGAGGAACCUGACCAGAUCCAUGCUUUAGGAGAGUGAUGUGUCUGAGAGAGGGAGUGGAUCUCAGGGGAGAUGUUGGGGUCCAGCGGCAAACCUUUUUUGAAAGUCUGCUGAGGCAGGAAUUAUGGACAGGCUGUCUCCCUGGCCUCAAUCAGCAGCUAAUCUUGUAUGUGUGUGCAUACAUGCUUAUGUGUACCAAGCAUGAACACAUACAGAAAGUGAGCUUUAGUGUCUGCUGAGACCUGGCAGGCAUGCCCAGCUCUUGCACAGCCUCCCUUUUCAUGAGAGUGCAGGGACCACAGAGGUCAUUACGCUGGCUGCCAAGGAACGGUUAUGAACUAGCUUGUAGCUUUUAGCAACUCUGUGGGUUCAGAAAAGAGGAAAUGAAAUUGUGAGAGUGGGCAGAGCUACAAUUAUGUGUCAUAAACUCCUGUAAAACCGAAUGCAAAUAAUCCUACCAUGGAA